AUGACCCAAACAGGCUUCCUGCUGUUUAUCAUCGUUGCCACCAGAGGGUGCAGUGCAGCCAAAGAGAACCUGAACACCAACAGAUGGACCCAUCCUUUCUUUUCCUCUCUGUUCAGAAGCUGCAAGGAAAUCAAGCAGGAGGACACAAAGGCACAAGAUGGCCUCUAUUUCCUGCGCACGGAGAACGGUGUCAUCUACCAGACCUUCUGUGACAUGACCACUGCAAGUGGUGGCUGGACCCUGGUGGCUAGUGUGCACGAGAACAAUAUGUAUGGAAAGUGCACAGUGGGCGAUCGCUGGUCCAGUCAGCAAGGCAACAGAGUGGAUUACCCAGAGGGGGAUGGCAACUGGGCCAACUACAACACCUUUGGGUCUGCAGAGGGCGCCACAAGUGAUGACUACAAGAACCCCGGUUACUUCGACAUCCAGGCUGAGAAUCUGGGGAUCUGGCAUGUGCCCAACAAUAGCCCCCUGCACAACUGGAGGAACAGCUCCCUGCUGAGGUACCGCACCUUCACCGGCUUCCUGCAGCAUAUGGGCCAUAAUCUGUUUGGCCUCUACCAGAACAUGUGCCUUGCACUUACAAUCUCCAUAUUGACCUUAAGACAACUAUUUUUAGACCCUUCCUUGAAUGCUGUUUUCUAUCUUUUCUUUUCAGAGGAAUUCACUGCAGGAUUUGUUCAGUUCAGAGUGUUUAAUAAUGAGAGAGCAGCCAGUGCCUUGUGUGCUGGCAUGAAGGUCACUGGAUGUAAUUCUGAAGCUCACUGUAUCGGUGGAGGGGGAUACUUCCCAGAAGGUAAUCCUCUGCAGUGUGGAGACUUUGGUGCAUUUGAUUGGAAUGGAUAUGGAACUCACAUUGCUUACAGCAGUAGCCGGGAGAUAACUGAAGCAGCUGUGCUUCUGUUCUAUCGCUGA
Grammomys surdaster is the source of this 915-nucleotide messenger RNA. RefSeq names its product intelectin-1a-like. Gene Ontology annotation, molecular function: oligosaccharide binding. Bases 1 to 915 code for a protein of 304 amino acids. The record is from RefSeq and is a predicted model, not a curated record. Lineage: Eukaryota; Metazoa; Chordata; Mammalia; Rodentia; Muridae. The transcript has 6 exons.